AUGCCAGCUUGUCAUCUUUGCAGGUCUCGUCCGUUUCUCGAUGUUUCCAAGGAUCUCGUGACUCGCUCCCACAAGGCCAACAACCGCAACCACGCUGCUCUCGCCAACGGUACCGCUCUCCCAGAGGAUCAUAUUCCGAAGUACUUUGCCAAGCACGGCUUCCUCGACUGCGAGCCUAAAAAGGUUAAGAAGAACGGUGCUGGCCGUUCCAACUGGGGUAACGCCGGCGAGGAAGUUCUCGACGAGAACUUUACCUUUGCUCAUGCCCGCCGCCGGUCAAAUAGCAGCAGCUACACCAGUGGCCAGUAUGACUUCAAGACAAAGUUCGACGUGAACGAGCCGGAGCCCGUGUUUGAGGAGAGCAUGGGCGCCGAGCUUGAUGACGAAGACACCCUGGCCAAGACGGACACCUCGUCCAGCAACGGCAGUGUCAACGGCGAGGACAAGAUGGCCAAGAAUCUCUAA
Pyricularia pennisetigena is the source of this 465-nucleotide messenger RNA. RefSeq lists its product as uncharacterized. The coding region runs from base 1 to 465 and encodes 154 amino acids. NCBI's taxonomy places the organism in Eukaryota, Fungi, Ascomycota, Sordariomycetes, Magnaporthales, Pyriculariaceae. The record is from RefSeq and is a predicted model, not a curated record. The transcript is spliced from 3 exons.